This is a messenger RNA of Cryphonectria parasitica EP155, 903 nucleotides long. RefSeq lists its product as uncharacterized. Bases 1 to 903 code for a protein of 300 amino acids. The transcript is spliced from 3 exons. Lineage: Eukaryota; Fungi; Ascomycota; Sordariomycetes; Diaporthales; Cryphonectriaceae. The record is from RefSeq and is a predicted model, not a curated record.
AUGGCUCAAGUACUUACCCUCCCAGACGGCCGCAAGCUCGACUACUUGGUCGGCGGUGCCGAGGGAGGUCUUCCUCUCGUCAACAUCCACGGCACACCUGGGUCCUACCUCAUUGACAGAGACCUGCAGACUGCUUGCGAGACGAGAAACAUCAAACUGAUCAGCCUGUCCCGAUCCGGGUACGGCGGCUCGACGCGGCACCAUGGCAGGCGGAUUGUUGAUGUUGUGGCGGAUAUUCAUGCGCUGCUUGAGCACUUGGGUCACAAGGAAUGCAUUGUCAUGGGACGUAGCGGUGGUGGACCUCAUGCUCUGGCCAGCGCGGCUCGUCUGCCGGGUUGCCUCGCUGUGCUGUGUGUUUGUGGCGUAGGGCCGUAUGGCGUGCAGGAUCUUGACUUCUUCGCGGGGUUUGGGCAAGGCAAUAUCGAUGAGUACAACGCCACCCUCCAGAGCGAGGAGACAAUCACCAAGUUCUGCGAAGCCCGCCGGCCCGAGAUGAUCACAGCCGACCCGGCCAUCCUGGUCGAGGGGCUCUCCAGCAUGCUCCCAGAGGUAGACAAGAAGGCGAUCCUGGAGAACGAGGCCAUGAGCGAGGAGGUUGUACAGACGAUCCGCGAGGCGCUCAAGCACAACGUGGACGGGUGGGUGGACGACGACCUGGCGUUUGUGGCGCCCUGGGGGUUUGAGCUCAGCGAGAUCAAGGUCCCUGUUUUGCUGUACCAGGGCGACGAGGACCUGAUGGUGCCGUUUGGACAUGGGAAGUGGCUGGCGGAACACCUGCCCAGGGACCAGGUGAGACCUCACUUGCUCAAGGGAGAGGGACACGUCUCAAUUGUGCAGAAUCACCUGGAUGCCAUGUUGGAUGAGAUCUUGUCGGCCACUGCGAAAACAGCAGUGAUGGGGUGA